UUCUCUUUCCCGCCCCCCUUCUAAGCGCCGCCGCCGCUGGUGGGGAUACGAGUCUGCCGCGCCGCCGCCGCCGCCAUGAGCCGCCGGGCCUCAGUCAGCGACUGCCUGCGGGACUGGGAGGACCUGCAGGACGCCUUCCAGCGCGUGCAGGAGACUCACAGGCUGUACAAGCAGAAGCUGGAAGAGUUGACCAAACUCCAGGACGGGAUUUCCAACUCCAUUACCCGGCAGAAGAAGCAGGUGAAGGAGCUGUCGCUGGCCCUCAAAAAGUGCAAGACCUGUCUUGCUGACCAGGAAGAAAAGAAAGAGGCCAUCCAAGAGCUCGAGGGUAUGAUCAAAGAGCGGCAGAAUGUCUUCUUCGAAAUGGAGGCCUACUUGCCCAAGAAGAACGGGUUGUAUUUGAGUCUUGUACUAGGGAACGUGAACGUGACUCUGCUCAGCAAGCAGGCAAAGUUUGCGUAUAAGGACGAGUAUGAGAAGUUCAAGCUGUACCUCACCAUCAUCCUGCUUAUCAUCUCGUUCACGUGCCGGUUCCUCCUCAACUCCAGGGUGACGGAUGCUGUCUUCAAUUUCCUCCUGGUCUGGUACUAUUGCACUCUGACCAUCCGGGAGAGCAUUUUGAUCAACAAUGGAUCCAAGAUUAAAGGCUGGUGGGUUUUUCAUCACUACGUCUCCACUUUCCUUUCCGGCGUCAUGCUGACCUGGCCAGACGGGCUCAUGUACCAGAAGUUCAGAAAUCAGUUCCUCACCUUCUCCAUGUACCAGAGCUUUGUCCAGUUCCUUCAGUAUUACUACCAGAGCGGUUGCCUGUACCGGCUGCGAGCCCUGGGGGAACGGCACACCAUGGAUCUCACUGUGGAGGGUUUCCAGUCGUGGAUGUGGAGAGGCCUCACCUUCCUCCUUCCCUUCCUCUUCUUUGGACAAUUCUGGCAGCUUUACAACGCUGUCACUCUCUUCCAACUGGCCAGACACCCAGAAUGCAAAGAGUGGCAGGUGCUGAUGUGCGGCCUUCCCUUCUUCAUCCUCUUCACCGGCAACUUCUUCACCACUUUGCGAGUCGUUCACCAGAAAUUCCAAGACAAGGCCAAGGCGAAGUGAGGGUGGCCUUCCAGGGCCUGCUCCGCCUCCCCCCUCUUGCCUCCCUCCUGCCCAAAUGUUUUGCCAUCUGGUCUUCUGUCAUCCUUCACCCUGCUGAGUGGAGUGUGUGUGGGGGGUGAGGGGAACGCUGGUCCCGCUGCCCUCACCCUGAUGAUCUGCUCGGCGUCGAGUGUCCCUCCCCAACAGCCGUCCGGCGAACUUUUUUUCUUGAAACGAAGUGGCGCAUGAACCGGCGACCUCCUACACCUGGCCUUCUCUGCUGAGAAUGGGAGACUUCAUUUUCGGCCACAGGGACAUUCAAGGAUCACGGACGCAUGCUGGAGGCCGAGAGCAGCUCCUUGGGGGCACUGCUCUCUCUCUCUCUUUGGAAACCUCCUCUGUGACUCCUCCCAGUGGUCUCCUUGCUCCAGGGGAUUGCCAACAGCCUUCCAAACCUUUCUGAACCCAAACGCUAACAGUGGGCAAUUGGACGGAGAGCAGGUUCAACCUAGGGCAUCUGAAGUGUGAGGUAGCAAGGAUGUGGGUGACCUUUCUCUUCGUUUGGACCCAGGUUGCAAGCACGAGGAGGGGGCGGAAUUGUCUUUGUGCAGAGCACCACUUCCUGCCUUGGGGCGAUGCUUUCUCGAGAGCGACCCUUUCCCGUCUGUGCUUGAGUUCCACCCUUGCUUGCCUUCUGAGGUGGGGUCAGCAAAAGGCCCCGAUCUUUCAUUGCAUGCAGUUUCUUCUGUCUUGCGACCAAAGGAGGUUUCUUGGCGGUGGGCUGAGGGAAGGAACUGCUCGCUGCUUCUUGCUGGCCAGAGGUCCAGCACUGCUGUCGCUGAAAAGCCUGCAGGAAAGGUUUGGCGAGGUGGGGAUCAGGAAGCGGCUUCGGCUGUGUUGGGGCCUCCUGUCGCGUCCAAAACUUUGUGGUGUGCUUUGUGUAUACGUAGGUAUGUGCGUGUGCAAAGAAUGUACCCUUGUCGUUUAAAAAAAAAAUUAAAAUGUUGGAAUAAAGGGGGGGGAAAGGGAAAUGCUUGUUGGUGGUUCUCCUGCCUUUCAGUCAAGAGGGGAGAGGAGGCUAGUGGGUUGUGGUUCAAAACUGGCUGUAGGGGUUGAAUAUGUUUCUAGGUAGAGAUUGAUUGCCGUCCUGGGCUCCUUCUGGGAGGAAGGGCGGGAUAUAAAUUUAAUAAUUAUUAAAAAAAACCCACAAUCUGCCAAUCUCCUUUUGAGAAAACUAGCAGGUGCACAACCAUUCACCGUGGCAGUUGUCUUAAGUACAGGGGUAGUCUCUAAAAAAUGAAACACUGAUUUGUAGUAAAUUCCCACCUAUAUCCCACGAGUUCUGCUGGGUUGCACGUUGCUUGCCUGGACUGAGCAGAAAGAGGGGUGUAUGUGGAGAAUGUAGCCCACUGUACACACAGGUUACUGUUACGACCAACUCGUGCGUGUGGGGCAACAGGAGUGCUGUCCUAGGUGAGCCCCCUUCCCCUUUGGCCUGAACGAGCAACCAAGCUGUAAUUACGUUCCCAGUUUCGCACCAAAACAUGCAGUGUUGGCCAUUAUUAGCUUUAAAAGGAAAGUGGGCCACCAUCUCCUCCCACCUGUCAAUCAUGAAAGAUCUCUCCCCCCCCCCGUAGCAGUCCAUAGGGAGUAACGGCAGCGGAGACCUGCUCGCUGACCCUAGAAGUGUCUUUUCGAUUCACCAAUUCGUGGGGUGGUGCAUCGGUGGAUGUUAAGACACACCCCACCCUAGGAAAUCCCAACGACAAAAAAGCAAGGUUUGGUAGCUGGUUGGCUACCGUAAGAACCUAUUCAGAAGGGAUCCCAACGGAAGCACCACUCCAGUUCCAACUGCACAAGCCCUCACACACCACACACAGAGAGAGAAAGGAGGCAGAGCAAAAGAAUCAGGGCUUGCUUUAUUCCAAGAGAAAGUCUCCUUAGAAUUAUGCACAUUCAGUGGACAAUCUGCUUGGCCGACUCUCAACCAAGACACGUGCCCUCAGGUGGGCGGUGGUAACAUCAAUGUGGACCGCACUGGCAUGGGGCUGGGGGAGGCAGCUGGCUGUGGAGAAGAGCAACAUCAGGACUGGGAAAUACCACAACUGGGCUUGGCCCCGGCCCACUACUUCCACGGCAGGCACCCCUGCAAGGGACCAGGGUGGCGGGAAGGCUGGGAACUGGAGAACGGAGAAAAUGACACUAACGAAAGCGGGUUCCGGGCAGGCAUAUGCUCUCCGCCAGCCUGGACU
Molecule: messenger RNA, 3329 nt
Organism: Rhineura floridana
Lineage: Eukaryota; Metazoa; Chordata; Lepidosauria; Squamata; Rhineuridae
Gene: TMEM120A
Product: transmembrane protein 120A
Exons: 12
Coding region: 76-1098 (340 amino acids)
Biological process (GO): fat cell differentiation
Cellular component (GO): membrane
Source: RefSeq, a predicted model, not a curated record